ACCCUUACUAUUCCAUUUACGGUUUUUAAUUUCAAUUUUCUGUUGUUAAUCGGUGUUUGAGUUCUGGAUAAUUUUGCUCUCAAAUUUCACUCAAUGUUCGCGAACUCAUCUCUCUAUACCGAAGAAACUCCACCAAAAUUCUUCAUGUUAUCUGGUUCAGUUUGCUAGUGAAUGAUUUUAGGCAUUGGUACGUUCUAGCAAUCUAGAAAAUGCUUUCAGGGGUGAAGUUCAUUCCCCGUGACCAGGUGCAAGAUGAGGACUUGGAUUCUAUUUCAAAGGAAAGGAAAAAAUCAGAUAGUAGGAGGAAAAGGAAUAAGAGGAAGAAGGGUAAGAGCUCUCGGUAUAGUUCAGAUGAUGAUGAUGAGCUUGAAAAGAUAAAGAAAGGAUCUAGGAAGAAGAAGUGGUAUUUGUCCGACGAAGAUUCUUACACAACUGAAAGUGAAAGUGAGCAAGAUGAAAAGAAGAGGAGGAAAUCAAAAGUGAAAAGAGACGAUGCUUCGUCAUGUGAUUCUGGUGAAAGGUCAAAAGCCAGAUCAAGAUCAAGGAGUAGUAAAAAAGAAUAUAUGUCUGAGGAUGAGGAAGACUCUUCAUUUUCUACUGAUGAUAGUGAUAGUUUUUCAGGUCGACGAGGGAAGCAGCAAAAGUCAGAUAGAAAAGAUGGGAGUAAGAGGAACAAGAUUAAAGGCAAAGCUACAAGUGUCGAAGGAGAUUCUAUGAGUGAGAGGGAAAUUGCAAGAAAAGAUAUGGGAUUGGAUUGGAUGCUUAGGGCUGAAAGUAUGAGGCCUGCAAUUUCAGAAACAAAAAAGGAAUUGUCAGAGGAGGUUCCAGUUGAGGAGUCAAAGAAGGUGAAUCCCAAGGAAUUGAAUCCAUAUCUCAAGGAUAAUGGAAGUGGUUACCCAGAAGAAAGUGAUGGAGCUAAAGUUGGUGCUGACCAACUUCUAUCUUCUUCACUUGUUGGGGACGGAGGAGCAAGUUGGAGGCUCAAAGCUUUAAAGCGUGCACAAGAGCAAGCAGCUCGAGAAGGAGGAAACAUUCAUGAGAUUAUGGAAGAAAGGUGGGGUUCUCUUGGUGAGUUUACUGCAUCUGUUGCAUCUCAUGCAGCUGCCCCAGCUCGUGCUCAUCUACGUGCAAUAAAAAAUAGACAAAAAGGGAUAACUGAAGAAAAUUUACCAGAUUCUGACAAGCAUGGUCGAAGGGAUUCUAAAAGGGACUACUUAAAGGAUGUUUCUGUUCGAGACCAUAAAAUGAAAACACCUAAAGUUCAAGAUUCUUUAUCUUGGGGAAAGCGAAAGAGCCAACGUGCUGUAGCUGAGGGUGCUGGGGUCAUCUCUGCUGCAGCGUCUAGCCUAAAUAAGUUUGCGAAUGAUGGAAGCUUUAUGCAUGAUUUUGUUAGCAAGACCAAUAAUAAUUCUGAUGGCUCUGUUUUGGAAAGUGUUGAAUUGGAAAAGGUUUCAUCAGAAGCAAACACACCUGUUGAAAGAAGUGAAAUAGUCAAGAAUGAGAUGAGUGCAAACCAGUUGGCGGCUAAGGCUAUGCAACUUCGUUUGAAAGGAAAGCAUCAAGAAGCUGAAAAACUGAUGCAAGAAGCAAAAGUUACUAAUGCAAAGCAGGGAAAUCAAGAUAAUACAAUUAGAUCCAGAACUGGGGGAAGUUCUAGCAGGUAUGCUAUGCAGAAGAUAUCUGCUGAGCAGAAGAAAGGAGAGGAUGAUGCUGAUAUGCAUCUUGCUUACAAAAUAAUGCAGAACAAGCAGUUCAAGGUUUCUACUCAGGCUGAUGAUGAAUAUGACUUUGAAGAUGGUCCAAGCAGGAAGAGUAGAAAGAAGCAAGGAGGUGAUGACCACAAGAUUAAUCAAAAAAAGAUGAAUGCAAAUCGAUUCUUGACUCAGCAAGAGCGCUGCCUCUUUUGUUUAGAGAAUCGAAAUCGGCCCAUGCAUCUUGUUGUUUCAAUUGCAAAUUUCACAUAUCUUAUGUUGCCACAGUGGCAGCCUGUGGUGCCUGGUCAUUGCUGCAUUUUACCCAUUCAGCAUGAAUCAGCUACUAGAACAGUGGAUGAUAAUGUGUGGACAGAAAUUCGAAACUUCAAGAAGUGCCUGAUUAUGAUGUUUGCUAAGCAAGAGAAGGAGGUAGUGUUUCUUGAAACUGUGAUGGGAUUGGCACAACAACGUCGGCACUGUAUGGUUGAGUGCAUUCCUUUACCCCAAGAAAUUGCUAAAGAGGCUCCUUUAUACUUUAAAAAGGCAAUUGAUGAAGCUGAAGAUGAGUGGAGCCAACACAAUGCGAAGAAACUUAUUGAUACAAGUCAAAAGGGAUUGCGCAAUUCAAUUCCCAAGCACUUUCCGUAUUUCCACGUUGAAUUUGGUCUAAACAAGGGUUUUGUCCAUGUUAUUGACGAUGAAAAGCAAUUCAAGAGCAGCCUUGGCUUGAAUGUAAUAAGAGGCAUGUUACAUUUGGCAGAGGAGGACAUGUAUAGGCGUCGACGGUAUGAGGCAGUGGAGGUACAAAAGCAAGCAGUUGCUAGCUUUUCCCAAGAGUGGGAUCAUUUUGAUUGGACAAAACAGCUUCAUGGAACAUCUUAACGGCACAUUUUACAGAUUAGACCACUUUGACUUCUCGUGAAUUAUGUUAAAUAUAGGGUAACCUCGCUCAUGAUCUGUGGCAUACUAUAAGUUAAUAUACGUUCACUGACAAAAAUGAGUUUUGCAUGGUAACACCCUCCUUUCAAUAAAAAAAAAACGAAGUGAAAGAAUGUUUACUCAUUGUUCAUGUAAAAGCGUUCAGCUCACCGAUCAGUUAUUCCACUCGUUACAAGAAUGGGUGGUAGCUUUCAUUUCCAAUCAGGUGCAGAAUAGUUGGCCAAUAAUUUAUGAUAAUAGGUGUGAUUAACAAACAUUGAUUGCGAGCAGUAGAAUAAACUCCCAGGAAGAUAUCCAAUAAGAAUCCCUUUUUUCCUAUUUACUGAAAAAUGAAAUAAUUGCUAUUUACUUGGCAAUAAAAUGCUUGUUUUGAAAUCAAUUAAAUUAUGUUUAAAAGAUUUGGAACUAUAUUCAGACAGUACAACAUUCAUGAAAUGUUUAGAGUAUGCCGCGAUGUUUAUACAGCGCUUCAUUUUCCUUUCUUCUGACCAGAUCGAAGAGUGCUUGCUAUUAAAAGCACUCUUAUCUAACUAAGGAAAAUAAAAUAUGCCUUACUAUGCAACAGAGCUUACUAUACCCUUCACCCCCAAGCUGCCAAUAUUACAAUGAAAUAUGAUUAAAAAAUUCAUUUAAAAUAGAAGAAAAUUGAAUCUAUGGCCACUCAUGUUUUAAUUUUUUUUAUAUCGUAAAAGUAUAUUUUAAUAGCAACAACAGAUGAUAAAUGUCACCAGUUAUGCAUGCUAGUUUCAAACAAUUGCAGCAAUUGAUGUUUAGGCAACAUAUCAAGUACUAAUAUGUUCUAAGCUUCUUCUUUUUUUUAUGCAUGACUUUACUCAGUAAAUGAUAUUAAAUCACACAAGUACAUGAGCUCACUCUCAAAUUAUCACACUAUAAAAUGUCUACUUUGUGGAGCUUAUGUGAACAAAGAUGGUAUUGAUGAAAACACCUAACAGGAAUAUAAGCCUUUCCUACGGGAAGAACAAUAUAACUACCAGUAUCUUGACCGUUACGCAGCUCUUGCAAACGUAUGUGUCAUACGCAAGUUACAACAUAUGAAAUAAUACUGCUAUUUCAGGCAGCCAAGCCUUCAUGCAAAAAAGGAAAUCCUCCUGCAGCAGGCACCGCUUUGUGUCAAGAUAAGAUGGUUCUAAGUUGUAGCCUAAUUCGUCUCUGACCUUGCCAGGAACACAAGUAACUAAUUGACAUCUGGUUUCUUCAAGUUCAAACAAUUAUCUGAUGCUUGCCUAAACAGAUCCUGAACUUGAUUUAAUUCC
Messenger RNA from Abrus precatorius (Indian licorice), 3907 nucleotides. Its product is annotated as CWF19-like protein 2. The coding region runs from base 210 to 2576 and encodes 788 amino acids. NCBI's taxonomy places the organism in Eukaryota, Viridiplantae, Streptophyta, Magnoliopsida, Fabales, Fabaceae. The record is from RefSeq and is a predicted model, not a curated record. Gene Ontology annotation, cellular component: post-mRNA release spliceosomal complex. Gene Ontology annotation, biological process: mRNA splicing, via spliceosome. The transcript is spliced from 10 exons.